Molecule: messenger RNA, 2804 nt
Organism: Topomyia yanbarensis
Lineage: Eukaryota; Metazoa; Arthropoda; Insecta; Diptera; Culicidae
Gene: Moca-cyp
Product: peptidyl-prolyl cis-trans isomerase G
Exons: 10
Coding region: 201-2693 (830 amino acids)
Biological process (GO): protein peptidyl-prolyl isomerization
Cellular component (GO): intracellular membrane-bounded organelle
Molecular function (GO): peptidyl-prolyl cis-trans isomerase activity
Source: RefSeq, a predicted model, not a curated record
GACACAGUGUCAGUGCAGUGCUUUGCUAUAGGAUCGAUUUUAAGUUCGGUUCGUGGUUAUCUUUGCAAUUCGAGAAAUUCACAAAAUUAGUGCUAAGUGCAUUGAAAAUCUCUUAAUUAUCCUUAUUGAAAAACAAUAAUACUUAAUAAUUGGAAUGAAAAGAGUAUUGUUUUGAGGUCAUUACUAAAUUAGUGUGAAAAAUGACAGAGAAUCCGGACACAGUGAAGAAUAAUGCAUCAACGAAAAUACGGUGUUUCUUUGAUAUUACCCUUGGUGGUUUACCGGCUGGCAGAAUAGUAUUUGAGCUUGAACCAGACUUGGCACCAAAAACAUGUGAAAAUUUUCGUGCGUUAUGCACCGGAGAGAAGGGAAUCGGUAAAAAGACCGAGAAACCUUUGCACUACAAGGGAAUAAUUUUCCACCGGGUCGUUAAAAAUUUUAUGAUCCAGUCGGGUGAUUUUUCGAACAGCAAUGGCACUGGAGGCGAAUCAAUAUAUGGAGGGACAUUUGACGAUGAAGAUUUCAUUUUAAAACAUGAUAAACCAUUUCUUCUUUCUAUGGCAAAUCGUGGAAAGAAUACAAAUGGUUCUCAGUUCUUUAUUACAACGCAACCUGCACCUCAUCUUGAUAACGUCCAUGUUGUCUUCGGACAUGUAGUUUCCGGUCAUGAUUUAGUGCGACAACUGGAACAGCUGCCGGUUGAUAGAAAUUCUCGUCCUCUUCAGGACGCUGUCGUUUCCAACUGUGGCGAAUUAGUGAGACAGAUAAAAGAAAAAAAGGAAAAAAAGAAAAAGAAGUCAAAAUCACAUGCAAGCGAUGGUUCAGAAGAAGAAGAAGAAGGCUCCAAAAAGCGCAAGAAGGAAAAGAAGAAAAAGAAAGAAAAAAAGUCGAAAAGUGAAAAAGAAAAUGGAAAUACAUUGGAGGAAGGCGAGCUAAAGGACGACGGUGAUGCACAUCCGAUGAUUGUUAAGACUAAAAUAGAUCCAAGCGAAAUUCCGGAGGUUUCAAACAAAUAUCUGAUGCGAGGCGGUGGCAACAAACGACGCUAUGACAGAGACAGCGAGGAGGACGAAGAAGAAGAUGACAGUCGCAGUCGACGACGAGAAAGAGAUAGAGGGAGAGAACAGCGUGGUUUUGGAUGGUCAAAAAAGCGUGUUCCAGUUUCUAAAAGCGGCAGGGUCAUCAAAGGACGCGGAAACUUUCGCUAUCGGACCCCUUCUCGUUCACGAUCCCGUUCGCGCAGCUUCACGCCAAUUCAUUGGAGAGUUGCGCAAAACCGAACAAUCAAAAUGACGGAUUUAGAGAAGAUGGAAGAAGAAAAACGACUGCGCGAUUUAGAAAUUAAACGCCGCGAAUCCGAGCGUAAAAAAAGACACGAAGAAAUGGCUAAGGAUGCUUCAAAAAAAUCGUUUUUUGAACUAAAACAGGAAAAAGAAUCCAAUUCUCGUACCAUUGAGGACAAUAAUGGAUCAGAUCGACGAAAGGAAAACACACAAGAUAAGCCAAUAGACAUGAACGCACUGGACUAUGAACACCAAGGCGCAUAUUCUGAUGUAGAUGGCGAUGAUGGAAGCAAAAAUCCACGUAAUGAAACAAUCGCGAAGGUGUUUGGUUUAGACCCAAAGAAAAGAAAAGAGGCCGAGAAACAUGAAAUUCAGGUCAAAGGAAAACAAAAACUUCAAGAAAACGAAGGAGAUACCCGUGGAAAGAAUAACGUAGAGAAGCAGAAGCGAGAUAAAGAAGAAGGUCGGGAACGAAAGAAUGAAAAAGAUAAAAAGCGUGAACAAAAGCGCGAAGACCACAAAAAAGAUAUUUCAAGGAGCCUUUCGAAAGACCGUAGAAAAGACGAGUCCAGAAGUCGUUCUAGAGAACGCAAGCAUGAUUACCGAGAUCGUUCUCCUGUAUCUUUCCGAGGAGGAAAUCGGAGACAGUUUGUUGUUCGGUGGAGUAAUCAAAGAAGAGGUGGAUUUUUUUCACCGCGUGGUAGAGGUGGUCGAUUUGAUCGUUACCGUCGUUCACGGAGCUAUGAUCGUAGAAGAUCUCCAGUUCGGCACCGAAGAGGUCGUACAAGAUCUAAAAGUUCCCGAUCUUAUGAUCGAAGCAGUAGAAGUAGAUCUGAUUCUCAUCCUCGUCAUCGCAGUAGUGAUUCAAGAUCCAGAUCACGAUCAAUAAAAUCUGAAAGGGCAGUCACUUCUCAGCCCAAGUAUCGUAAAUCCCCCGAGGUUUUAAUUUCUAAGAUCAAACAAGAGCCUACUGAAGAAGAGAAGGCACAGCUUCAAAAAGAGAAAAUGUUAAAACGUGCUGAAACUCUACUGCUAUUGAAAAAUCACAUGGAAAAAGAAAUUGAGGAGCAACAAAGGAAAGCUCGUGAGAAACAAAAAUUGAAGGAGGACAGAGAAAAACUGGAAGCUGCUUUGGAGCUUGCUCAGCUCGAGAAGCUUAAGAAGGAAACUAUUGAAAAACUGCACGCCCACGACAGUAUGAAACUGGUAGCGGCACAUAAAAUCCUUGAAACCGUCGUUUCGUCAGUAAAAUCUAGUGGUACAUCAAAGAAGAAACAAAGGCGCAAACGUAGCUCGUCCAGUUCAUCGUCAUCCUCGACCUCUUCAGACGGUGAUAAGUCGCGCAAAAAAAAGAGAGAAAGAAAGAAGAAAAGUCGACGUGGAUCAUCACAUUCGUCCUCGUCGGAAUGAAACAGAACAAAAUUACAAAUGCAUUUUUAUCGGGUUUCUGUUGUCGUUACAGGUUGGAUUGAAUAAAAUGAAAUAAAUUUAUCUCUUAUUUCUAAGAUACCACAAGCAAAA